AUGAGUUCGCGCCUGCAGAUCCCCGCGAAUGAUUCUGUCCUCCUCCGCGUCACACACUCUAACCUGAAGUCCUUCUCCGCCGACGUCCGUUUCUACCGCGAUGUAACACUCUUCUCCUUGAUUCCCGCUUCAUUUUCCCACCCACGGAGGUACCUGGACGGACGAUUUCCAGAGCUUGAUCUGUUUGCGGGUCUGUGUUGUUUUGCAUUCCUCUGAAAACGGGCUCUGCAGUCGACCGUGGCGACUGUGAAAGACAAGCUAUGGAAGAAAUGCGGCACCUCCGUCGACUCAAUGCGCCUUGAGCUCUAUGAUAUUUCGGGGGCCAAGGUCUCGGACCUCAGUGACGACUCCAGACCCCUUGGCUUCUUCUCUCCGCAGGACGGGUGUGUUGAGCUGCCUCUAUUUUUUUCUGUUCUUCAUUUGAUCUGAUCACACCCUGGUUUCAUCUUUUGUCCCUUUCAAUCCAAUUGAAGCUACCGGAUUCAUGUCGUCGACCUGGAUCCAUCGUCGGUGACCUCAGGUGGAUGGUUAGAGGACACGUCCCUGGUGGAGAAGUACACCAUCUCUGAGGAAGCAUAUAACAAACUUGAUGGCAAGUCCUUUUAGGGCCCUUUGUCUCUCGCACGCUAGAAUACUUCCUGUGGUUCAUUCUUAUCCCGGACCUGGUUGUUUGUGGACAUUUGAAAAGGAGAUGAAUCUUUGCAUCAUUCAACUGCUCUUUCUUGAGAGCUCAUCUUCGGUUAUCUGGGUAGUUUUUUUCACUAUUCUUGAUGAAUAUUGUGAGCCAUUUUCAGGGAUAUAGUCCUGGUUUUAUCUUCUUGCCUCAAUACGCAUUGUUCCUAUUACUUAAGCACUUAGAAAGCUUUUUAGAAAUUUCUGUUUCCUGUUAGUAUUUUUUGCUUUCCUUUUUUUUUUUUGUAGGUAUUAGAAAAGAAUAGCAAGUUCUUUCCUUGUGGUAUUAGAGUCGUGGUGGUAACCUAAACUCUGAUAUUUCUUACCCUCAUUCUUUGGAUUAUCCACUGUCUCCUUAAGCCUUCAUUGCGUAUUUCUGUUCUUCUAACAAAUAACAUUUUUUUACCAAUGGAUAACUUCCUUUUUUCCAUAAAUAAUGAAUAGUCCAUCAAUCCUCGUAUCUUGACACCCCAAGAACAUGGGGUUGCUGAACAUAAAAACAGAUACCUCUUUGAUAAAUGGACUUAAGUACUUUUAGGACAAAGUCACGGAAGCAGUAAUUUUUCAGUCUAUUUGACCAAGAAUCCUUUGAGGAUAAAUACUUUUAACUACUGCCUAUUUGAUAAAUAGACUUCCUUCUUACGUCAUUGGCAAUCCCCUAGGUAUGUUAUCUGAAAGCGUUAAUAUACGCUGUUUGUCCUCGAAAAUAUUUCUUUGUGCAGCAUGUGCUCUUGUUCACAAAGAACAUUGCUCAGAGUUAGAUCCUCGGGCUAUACAGUGUCUUCAUUCAUUGCUCCAACUCUCAUGAAGGGGCAUAUGCUAUCAUCCUCCUAGUUGCAGAUUCUUUGUCACCAUGGGUGUCACAUUUUCUGAAAAUAAUCCAAUUCUACUCGACCCAAUUCCCUCAUCUUCUAGGGCAAAUGAGAACAUCGAUUUUUGUUCCCUGAUGACUUCCCACAAAUCAAAUACAUGGACAAUAAUCUGCUUUUACGUCUGAGUCUACACUUGCACUUGUGUCCACUAAUAUCAGAGAAGUUACACCUGAACCUAUUAAUACCAAAGAUGCCCAAAGGGAAUGGAGGAUAUCUAUUUACCAGCAUGGGGGAACUGACAAAUACCGUGAGAUAUUCUCAAAGAUAUAUUUCUAAAUAUAUCUUCUUUUCUUAUGCAUUCUUCCUAUCACCUAGGGUUAUUAAAGUUUUUUUUUCUUUUUUUUUUCGGUCACUCCUUUUUUCCUUUCUGUUUUUUUUGUAGAUUUUCUUGGCGGGUGCAUAAUUUUAAGCCUUCCAAAGAUAGUAGGAGAGAAACUCUCCCAACCUAUAUGUACUGUAAACUGACGUUCAAUUCAACAGGGAAGAAAGAACAGGCUCUUUCUUCAAUUCUUUCCGUAAUGAUAAAGUAGCAAUCUCUAAUCCUGUAAUCUAGGUUUGAAUUGAUGCGGGAUGGGAAUCUCUAAUUUUCUUUUUGCCUUUGAUAGCAUCAUUAUCGUUUCAUCCUGCUACUUCUACUUCUCUUGGUUUCGAGAGCUAUUCAUCUUUUUUCUGUCAUCAUUAAUAACGAUUGCAUUGUUUUUCAACGUGGAGCAAUUUACUUUUGAUAUUCAUUGUUCAUUUGCGCUACCAGAAUUAUGAUUUGAAGGACUUGUCUUCAUCUUGCGAUCUUCAUUGCCAAUAACGAUUCAUAAAGUACUCUGCUUCGAUGGUAAUAUGGAGUUAGAUAUUGUUCGAAACACUGCAAAAUGCCCUUUGAUCAUUUGGCUUCUGUGCAAAGUGAUAAUAUUCUAUGAGGCAAAAAGUAUUUUAUUGGAAAAAAGGUCAUUAACUAACCAUUCCUCAUAUUGUUACAUUAUUGAAUUUUAGCGAUAGUUUUUCUGUCCUUCAAUCGCAUUACAAGAAGAUGAUCAAUAAUAUUCCAUCGCAUUGCAGGUAACUUCAGAAAAUUUAGAGAGAAGCUUGGCUCUGGGAACACAACUUCUUCCAACAGAGUGAGAUUCUCAACCUCUUGCACCGAGAGUGAUUACCACCACCUAGAGUGAGAAUUUUUCUGACCAAGGUUUUCUCCCUUUGCUUUUCAGCUGCUCGAUAACUACAUGGAGGAGCUCUGUUCCGAUAUCAAGGUCGGUGAUAAGUCCCCUCUGACGACUGUUUAGUGAAGAUGAUUAUUGACUAGAAAAAGAUUUUCAGGCUGAUUUAGUCUUUGACUCGAAAGGAGAACGGGUUCUCAAGAUCACUGAAGCCGUUGACUCCUGACUGAAGAUUUCUAAACUAAUUUGCGUUUUCUGGGUUAUUACCAUGCUUCAGCAUAAUUUAGAGGAAAAGGCACAGCUUUUAGUUAUGCUUGGUUAUUGAUUGACUUUUCUGUGGAGAUGUUCUUUCCAUGAAAAGAAUGAAAUACCAAUCACGAUAUGGCUCAUUGCGAUAAGAUAUUUCUGGUAUUCAAUUUUUUUUUAUGCCUUUAGAAAAUCAAGAAAGCAUGCUGCUAAAUUCUUACGCAGAUUGGGGAUAGAUGCCAGAUUGAAAGUGGGGAGAAACGUGGAGUCAUCAGGUUUAUUGGUAAAGCUGAGCCGCUGGGUCCUGGUUUCUGGGUUGGAGUUGAACUCGACGAACCAUUGGGGAAGCAUGAUGGCACGUAAGUGGAUGUUUUCCUAGCCGUAGACCUUUUUACGCUUUUUUUCCUCUUUUUUUCUCUCUUGAAGGGAAAUUGUCUCGUCUCUUUUAGCAGUUCAGCAGAUCUCUUACCUCAUCUCAUCUCCGUAGUAUUCAUUGGAUGGAGAGUGAAUAAUUUUAACAGUAUGAGUAAUUUAUGCUAAUUUCUUGAACGUCACUUAUUUUAUAAUAAAAUUCGUGGACUAAUAUCUAAAAAUAGAACGAAUAUAUAUAUAUAUAUAUGUAAUAUUCCAGAUGAACUAUCCUUUUAUCUCCAUCUGAUCGAGAUCUCAUGGGUAUCCUGCCCUUCCUUCCUACAAUUCUACUAGCAACUUAGCUGAAUGUUCUUGAGAUAGUGCCAACUGAAUAGAUCUUAGCUGCUUUUAAACUGGUUUUUUAGUGGCAGACGAUCGAUCGAACCUGCUUACGCUCAUUAAUUUGGAAGCAAAUGAUUUCUAUGAGGCAUUCUUUGUGGAACCGCAGCUUUCCAUAUUGGUAGUAGAUUAUGCUAUCUGCCUUCUGACUUCAGUGAGGAACUCGGGAUCGUCAGAAGUCGACCCCAGCCUCUUAAUCUCUCAGAGAAGAGUUCCCUUCUCUCAGAAGCCUCAGUGAUCUUGAGGGCAUUUCAGCUCACUUAUGGCUCUUCCUUUCCCGCAUUGACCUCUGCGGUUGUUCUGGGUUGAAAUGAAUCGAAGCCAUCUUUCCUGGGGAGAUGGGGAGGCACUAGAAACCCACUCGCUCAUUUGGGUUGCUCCAUUGCUGCAGGGUGAAAGGCAAGCGCUACUUCGGAUGCCGGCCACAGCACGGCGUGUUGCUGCGACCCGACAAGGUGAAGGUGCGUACCCUCAUUCUUCCCCCAUCUUCUUGCUUUUCCGACAUAUUUUUUUUUUAAUUUAAACGAAAAUUAAUUAUUGGGUCGAUGUAUUUCCUUGGUUCAAAAUUCUUUUUAUUUUAUUUCUGGGCUUAAGUUCUAGACCAAAACCCUGCAGAUAUCCGACCCAUUUGAACGGUUAUAUUAUUAUUAUUAUGGAAAGCUCAUUUUUUUCGCAGGUCGGAGACUUCCCUGAGAGAGACCCAUUUGAGGAAGACGAAAUCUGA
This is a messenger RNA of Spirodela intermedia, 4415 nucleotides long. NCBI's taxonomy places the organism in Eukaryota, Viridiplantae, Streptophyta, Magnoliopsida, Alismatales, Araceae. The record is from the annotation of a GenBank genome assembly.